Messenger RNA from Talaromyces atroroseus, 684 nucleotides. RefSeq lists its product as hypothetical. NCBI's taxonomy places the organism in Eukaryota, Fungi, Ascomycota, Eurotiomycetes, Eurotiales, Trichocomaceae. The record is from RefSeq and is a predicted model, not a curated record. The transcript is spliced from 3 exons. The coding region runs from base 1 to 684 and encodes 227 amino acids.
AUGGCUGAUGCGACGGGCUAUCAGACCCCGCUUCUUCAUCCAGAACUGAACGAGGGCAAGAACGAGGGCGAGGUCACGGACAAAGGCAAGGAUGAGGGCGAGGCCACAGACAAGGGCAAUAAUGAGGGCGAGGCCACGGACAAGGGCAAGGAUGAGGGCGAGGCCACGGACAAAGGCAAGGAUGAGGGCGAUGUCGCGGACAAAGGCAAGGAUGAGGGCGAUGAUGAGGGCGAUGUCGCGGACAAGGGCAAUGAUGAGGGCGAGGCCACAGACAAGGGCAAUAAUGAGGGCGAUGUCGCGGACAAGGGCAAGGAUGAGGGCGAGGCCACGGACAAGGGCAAGGAUGAGGGCGAGGCCACAGACAAGGGCAAGGAUGAGGGCGAUGCCCCGGACAAGGGCAAGGAUGAGGGCGAUGUCGCGGACAAGGGCAAGGAUGAGGGCGAGGACGACGGUGUGGCGAUAGAAGGAAUAGAAGAAAAGGCGCUGGCGGAUGCUGAUGCUGAUGCCGAUGCCGAUGGAGAUGGGAAUGUAAAUGCCGAGAAACUAGGAGUUGGCAACGGCAAUGAACUGGGAGUAGGCAAUGGUGUUGCUACGUUUGCCGACGAAGAUCCAGUCAACAGAUCUGAAGCGCGCAACUUCGUACGCCCUUUCCUCAGCACGGAGGGUACCCCGUCGCCAUUGUAG